ACCAUUAAGUUCUGCAUUGCCAAAGUAAAAGUCAAAGUGUUACUGGUAUGUGACAUGUUAUCCGUUUGAACCCAGGUGCUCUAGCAUGAUCUGCGUUUGCAAUCAGCUAUGACCUCACAUCUUCUGCAACUUCUACUCACCCCAUCUUCGUCACGAUUCUACUCUACCCAUAGAACAAAGCACUCAUUCCGAAACGGCGCCUUCUCAUCCUUCCAUAUUUCGAGCUUAACAAGCAGCGGGAACAGCAGAGCGUGCCGGGGUAGAAGGAGAAGAAGUAGCCUCGCUGUAGGAAGACCUAUUUAUGGGGAGGGGGGAGUCAGCACAUCUUCUUCAAUCCUCACUGCCACCCAAGAGAAUGAAGCAUAUACUGAGGUUUUGGAAGACCCAGAUCCCCAAGUCCUUGAAUACGUCUCCCAAAUCAAAAGAGUUCUGGAGCUCCUCAAGAAGAAUAGAGAUAUGAUGUUCAGUGAGGUUAAGUUGACAAUAAUGAUUGAAGACCCCAGGGAUGUAGAGCGGCGGAGGCUACUAGGGAUUGAUGAAGAUGAAGCUCCAAGCAGAGAGGACUUGGCUUCUGCUCUAGAAGAAAUAAAUGAAGGCAAGAUACCUAAGGAUCACCUUGCUCUUCAGAUGCUGGCGGAGGAAUUGACCUCAUGGCCCAAUUUGGAGAACGAGGCUACAAAGAAACAGAGGCCGGACAGAUCUGUGUAUGCAAGAGCCACUGACACUGGUGUUGAUCUAAAAGUGGCUGCUGUGAAGAGGCUUACACUUGAUUGGGAUUCAGCAGCUGAAAUAGAGGGAGCAGAUGAGGAGGGUGAUAACACAGAAGUGCCUCCAGUCGUGGGAUUUGGAGCUCUGUACCUGGUAACUGCAUUUCCCGUGAUCAUUGGAGUCUCGGUAGUGUUGAUUUUGUUUUACAACUCCUUGCAGUAGACCGUGUCGCAUUCUCAAUGUGCAUUCAUCUUCUCUAUCCAUCCAUCCAUCCAUCCAUCCAUCCAUCCAUCCAUCCAUCUAUAUAACUUAGUUUAAGACCUUGUACACACUACAAAGUAGCACAAUCUAUACAGGGACAUUAAAUUCCCAGUUGAACUUCCCAUCUCUACGUUUUUUUGACUCACUUUCAUUUUCAAUUGAUGAAAAUGCCGAUAUUAUGUGUAUGCUAACAAUGGAUGAGCUGAGUGUUUACUGGGGAAAGCACAGGAAAAACGCUGAGAAUGGUAGUGUUUAGGUUCAACGUUUUAUAAGGUAUUAUAAGAAAAAUGGUACUCCCUCUGUCCCCCUCUGUCCCGUAAAAUAGUUCCCGGUUUCCUUUUUGAGCCGUCCCAAAA
Cuscuta epithymum is the source of this 1325-nucleotide messenger RNA. Lineage: Eukaryota; Viridiplantae; Streptophyta; Magnoliopsida; Solanales; Convolvulaceae. The record is from the annotation of a GenBank genome assembly.